Molecule: messenger RNA, 1248 nt
Organism: Aspergillus calidoustus
Lineage: Eukaryota; Fungi; Ascomycota; Eurotiomycetes; Eurotiales; Aspergillaceae
Source: the annotation of a GenBank genome assembly
AUGAUUGAGCUCGGCCUCAGCCGGAUAUCCCGUCUCCUUCAACAGACUCCUCUGUCAUGGAAGGCAAUCCACAUCGCGGGUACCAAUGGCAAAGGCUCGAUCAGCGCCUACUUGUCGCACCUUCUGACGACAGGAGGGGUACGCUGCGGCCGCUUCACCUCCCCUCACUUGAUCGAUCGCUGGGAUUGCAUCACAAUUGAUGAACGAGUUGUCCAGGAGUCGCUCUUCAGACAAAUCGAGGCUCGGGUCAAGCUCCGAGAUCAAACGUUAGGCAUCGGCGCGAGCGAGUUUGAACUGUUAACGGCAACGGCAUUUGAGAUAUUCAAUCACGAACAAGUCGAGGUCGGUGUCGUUGAAGUGGGCAUGGGCGGUCGCUUGGAUGCUACCAAUAUACUGAAUAAUGUCCUUGUUUCGGUUAUUGCAAAGAUUGGCCUGGAUCACCAAGCUUUUCUGGGAAACACAAUUGAGGAGAUCGCUCGGGAGAAAGCCGGAAUAUUGAAGCCUGGAGUCUUUUGUGUAGUCGACGGCACGAACUGUGUGGAGGCAACAGAAGCUAUCAAACAUCGCGCCAGAGAGCUUGGUCUGGAUGCCAUUCCUGUUUAUCCGGAUGAACCAGAUCGCCAACUGCCCUCACUGACCAGGUUAUUCGGGAAACUCGAUUUGCAGACCCAUCAGAAAGCAAACAUGUCUUGCGCUGCAGCAGCUUUGAAAGCUGUCUUGCCACAGGUUCGCCCUGGACUUGAUGUCGACACCUUUAUACCACAUCUUGCUUCUGUGGAGUGGCCGGGUCGCUUACAGAGCAUCACUUUAGAGCCUCUGGCCACCCGCAAGGAACCCGUUCUGCUGGAUGGUGCGCAUAAUGCCCAGUCUGCCGAGGUUCUAGGAGAAUAUGUAAAUCGCAAAUUGCGCGUGUCGGGGAACAACGUCACCUGGGUCAUUGCAGCAUCGCACGGAAAAGAUAUUCGUCCGCUGUUCCAUUCUAUCAUCGAACCAGGCGACGACGUCGCGACAACGAGUUUUGGGCCUGUGGACGGGAUGCCUUGGGUCAAGGCUGCUGAUCCGGAUGAUCUAUCUUCAUGUGUUCUAGACAUACAAGGCAUCGGGAAAGUCCAGUCGUUCAAAGAUGAUACUGUCGGUGCAAUCGAUUGGGCUUGUAGCCGGGCGGACGGCAAACCCCUGGUCAUCGCAGGGAGUCUUUACCUCGUCUCAGACGUUCUCCGUUAUCUCAGAGCAGCAAAAUCGGGAUGA